AUGAAGAUCAGAGAUUCGAGGGAAGAUACAAACGAAGCAGAAGAAAGUGAUUGGGAGAAGAAGAUGAGUCCUGAAUCUUCUAUCUUUUCAAGUAUUCUUACUGAUAUUGAAGAGAAUCCAACGAUAUUGCUGAAGCAGAGGAAUUUGAGCGCUGAAUUGUCAACAAUUCUCGAUGGUAGUGAUGAAGAGAAUCCAACGAUACUGGAGAAGAAGAACAAGAAGUUGAAGAAGACUCGAAGAAGAGGAUCAAUGAAGAAAACCCCAAUUGACUUCUCUUGUACGGUAUCGCAAACCCUAACCCAUUCUGAUUUAGUCGAAAUUCUUAAUCAAGAACUAAAGAUUCUGAGAUCUGAAAUUGAGAUCAAAGAUCAUACAAGUGAUCGAUUUGUGUCUUUUGAUUCUGAUCACGUUAGAGGAUGUGAUUAUGUGGAAGAGGGGAAAGUUGAACAACGUGAAGAAGUUAUGUUUCUUGCGGAUGAGGUUAUAGAAUGGCUUUUAAGAGAUGAGAUAGUAAAAUCCGAAAUAUCUACUGAUGCUGAAGAAUCUGUGUGCAAUGUAGAAGAUGGUAACAACUUUGGGACUUUAGAUGGGAUAUUGUCAACUAUGCUUGGAGCUGAAGAUCCAGGACGUUGUGGUCAGGUUGAUGAGUUUAUUGAGAAGAUUUUAGAAGAGGUUGAGAAAGAUGGAAGUUACUUAGACUGGAUUAGAGAUAGUUAUGUGUUUGGAGGGUUGCUUGAGGAUAUGAUAAGAGAUAGAUUGAGAGAGAAAGCUGAGAAGGAAGAGAAAGAGAUUUCUUCUUGGAUCUCUAAUGGAGAGCCUGAAGUUGAUGAAUUUUGA
This is a messenger RNA of Arabidopsis thaliana (thale cress), 837 nucleotides long. RefSeq lists its product as uncharacterized. The record is from RefSeq and is marked reviewed. Lineage: Eukaryota; Viridiplantae; Streptophyta; Magnoliopsida; Brassicales; Brassicaceae. The transcript has a single exon. The coding region runs from base 1 to 837 and encodes 278 amino acids.